Kwoniella shivajii is the source of this 402-nucleotide messenger RNA. RefSeq lists its product as uncharacterized. Lineage: Eukaryota; Fungi; Basidiomycota; Tremellomycetes; Tremellales; Cryptococcaceae. The transcript is spliced from 4 exons. The coding region runs from base 1 to 402 and encodes 133 amino acids. Gene Ontology annotation, molecular function: racemase and epimerase activity, acting on carbohydrates and derivatives. The record is from RefSeq and is a predicted model, not a curated record.
AUGAGCACCAAAUCCACCGAGCUUCCUUUCCCCGUCUUGCCAAAAACCGAUCAAGGCAAAAGAAUUUGUCAAAUCAUCAGAGUCAAGCCGGAAAGACUGGAUGAAUACAAAAAAGUACAUGCUGACGUAUGGCCUGAAGUUCUAGGAGCGUUAAGGACCGCUCACGUAGUUGAUUACUCAAUUCACUUUUUCGAGCCCCAUAAUCUCCUAAUCGCCCAUAUGAGGUAUAUCGGAAAGGACUUUGACGAGGAUAUGAAGGGAAUUGCUCAGAACGAGGCUACACAACGUUGGUGGAAGCUCACGGAUGGAAUGCAGGAAAGCUUUGUGCCAGGAGCUGUAGGUUCAGCAAGUGGACCUGGGUGGUGGAGUGAGGCAGAAGAAGUAUUUAGAAUGGAAGGAUAG